CAUAUGUUUACUAUCAACUUGAUCUAUUUUAAUGGUUGGAAUGUGUGCCUACAAGCUGGCAUCUCAGUGGAAAACCCAAUACAAAUAGACAAUCAGACAUAUGGAAAGAAACACCAAAUCUUCCCAUAUCACCAAAAAAAACACCAAAUCAACCAUGGUUCUCCUCCCUUUCCCUUCUACUACCCUUCUCAUUUCCUGUCUUCUCUGCUUCUGCAUCACAUUAUCUCAAGCCCAGCAACCCUCUUUCCGCCCAAAAGCCCUAGUCCUCCCCGUUACGAAACACCCAUCAACACUCCAAUACCUCACCCACAUCAUCCAACGAACCCCACAAGUCCCAGUGAAGCUAGCCCUCGACCUCGGCGGCCGAUCCCUCUGGAUCGACUGCGAAGAUAACUACGCCUCAUCGUCCUACGCCCCGUCUCGCUGCGAAUCGUCUCAAUGCCACCUCGCAAACUCCAACCUCUGCACCACCGAAUGCUACCAAUCGGCACCAAAGCCGGGCUGCUACAACAACACCUGCGGCAUGCUGCUCGAGAACACCUUCACCCAAACCGGUACGACCGGGGAUCUCGGUCAGGACCUCGUCUCGAUCCAAUCGACCGACGGGUCGAAACCGGGCAAAAUCGUCAAAGUUCCGCACUUUCUCUUCACUUGUGCCCUCAGUUUCGUGCUAGAUGGACUUGCAAAGGGUGUGAAGGGAAUUGCUGGACUUGGCAGGAGUAACCUCUCCCUCCCUUCUCAAUUCUCUGCUGCCUUCAGUUUCCCCAAGAAAUUUGCAAUCUGCUUGAGCAAAUCCGGGAAAGGAGCUGUCUUCUUUGGAGAUGGGCCUUAUGUGAUGCAACCAAACGUUGAGAUCUCCAAGUCAUUGAUCUACACUCCAUUGCUUCUCAAAAAGGUCAGUACAGAUUUCGCUACCUUUGCAGGGGAGCCUUCCUCUGACUACUUCAUUGGAGUCAAAUCAAUCAAAAUCAACAACAAAACUGUCCCAUUCAACACUACUUUGCUCAAAAUCACCAAAGAGGGUUUCGGCGGGACGAAGAUUAGCACUGUUCAGCCAUACACCGUCCUCGAGACUUCGAUUUACAAAGCUGUGAUUGCCACUUUCGCCAAGGCGCUGAGUGGAGUGGCCAGAGUGGCAGGGGUUAGGCCGUUCGAGCUGUGUUACAACUCGGCGGCGAUUGGGAGCACACGAGUUGGACCCGCUGUGCCGCAGAUCGAUCUGGUGUUGCAGAGCAGCAAAGUGUACUGGAGGAUUUUCGGUGCGAACUCGAUGGUUCAAGUGAAGAAAGGUGUUCUCUGCCUCGGGUUUGUGGAUGGUGGGAUGGAUGCCAGGGCUGCCAUUGUGAUUGGUGGGCAUCAGUUGGAGGAUAAUCUGCUGCAGUUUGAUCUUGCCGCUUCGAGAGUUGGGUUCAGCUCGUCUUUGUUGUCUAGGCAGACUAAUUGUGCCAAUUUUAACUUCACUUCUGCUGCUUGAAGGCAGGGGAAUUGUUGCAGGGUUAAGAGAUGGCGUGCCAUUUGUUGUUUUAGUGUCUUUUUUUUUUCUUUUGUUUCAGCUGAAGUUUGGAAUCUAAGUCGAGUAAUUCAGAAUUAGUUGAUGGGUCAAAGCAAGUUCUUGUAAUUGUUAGCAAAACUAGUCAGGGUUGGUCGAGCUUGAUGGCUGCAAGUCUGUACUUCAUCAAUACCUGACUUUUCAAUAGACGUUUUUGUGAGCU
Messenger RNA from Linum trigynum, 1712 nucleotides. NCBI's taxonomy places the organism in Eukaryota, Viridiplantae, Streptophyta, Magnoliopsida, Malpighiales, Linaceae. The record is from the annotation of a GenBank genome assembly.